This is a messenger RNA of Ectocarpus sp. CCAP 1310/34, 4609 nucleotides long. NCBI's taxonomy places the organism in Eukaryota, Phaeophyceae, Ectocarpales, Ectocarpaceae. The record is from the annotation of a GenBank genome assembly.
GCAGCAGAGUCACACGCCUGCAUGCCUUCCACAAGCAGACAUCCUUUUGGGAGGUUGACUUACGCUGGACAGCCUCCCGUUGCCUAAAGGUUUGCUUUGAUGGGAAAGGACACGCGGAGCAUUAUUCUAGCGAGCAGGCUGGAGGGAGGUGGGAAGAAAUCCCCUGCAAGCCUCCCGUUACCCAAAUGUUUGCUUUGAUGUGAAAGGACACGCGGAGCAAGAUUCUAGCGAGCGAGAGAUGGCAAGAAGAAUUCCUUGGUGGAACUUGUUGGGAGGUGCGACUGCCAGCGGAGAUUGCAGUCGGCUUCUGUUUCACCACACCUUGUUGUUCCACACGACAGAGUAGUAGUGAUGAAGCGUAGCUCUCUGAUUGAGAUCACGCCCCGUGCUCGCGCCACGAGGAGGAGGAUGGCGUGCUGUCUCAGGCCGGCUUUGCUCUCUCUCGUCGGGCUGGCAUCGGCAGCAGCCCUUGUGGCAAUCCUGCAUGGUGGCAGCAGCCUUGUGCCAACAACAACCGGGGCCGCUGCCGCUGCUGCUGCCCACCUUCUUGGCGGGAAAAGGAGCAGCAGAGGGGAAGGAGGAGGAGGAGGCGGGGGAGGAGACCGGGGCAGAAUAGCACACGGGGGGCAACUGGGCAACACGGACGGCGGCGGCGCUGCGGCAAGGGAAGGGAAAGGUCGACAACACCCGGACGGCACCGGCAGCAGCAGCAGCAGAAAGCUGGACGUGACAAUUGGUUUCAGCGAAGAGACAAGUCGCCCGCUCGUGGAAGGAGACGACGGGGUGCUGUUCGACGAGCCGCCGGUGCUCAGGCACCCCAUCAAGGACGAGUGGGUGCAGCGCUGCUCCAAUUUGGAAAACGCGACCGCCGCCUUCGCCCAAGGCUCGGUGUGCGGGCCACCACUCACGAAGCCGUGCUUCGAUCACAGCCGGUGCGGCUCCGUUUCUUCUAGGCCCAUGAUUUACGUGUACGACCAGGAGUGUUCUCUCGCCGAUAGCAACAAGUUGCGCAUCAAUGACCACACCAACCUGGACAAGCAGCACCAGGGCUCCUACUGGAGGGAGGCGGUGUGGAGGGCGGGGCUGCUGGCCAACACCUAUGAGGAGGCCUGCCUUUUCAUCCACGUCAACACCCACAACCACGACGAGCCGUGCGCCACGAGAGCACCACUCUGGAACGGGGGCGUCAACCACAUCAUGAUGGAGUUCACGCCGUGGUGGAUCAAGGGACAACGCGCUCGCCCGCACAUCAGCAACACCUACGCCAUGGACUGGUCGUUCGACGCCCUGAGCUGCUACUACCGCAGCGGCUAUGACCUGUCGCUCCCGCUGGUGCCCGGAAAGGUGUUCCCGGACACGGCCCCAUCCCCUGCCCCCGAUCGAGACUACUUCCUUACUUUCAAGGGGACGCUGUACCUCCGCGGUUACGGCUUGGAGGAAAGGUCCGCCGUGUCCCGCGUCCACGACCCGGCCAACGGGGUGGUGUCGGUGAUCAAGUGCUCGAACAUGCAUGGCGACGAAUCCCUCCCGGAGAACCAGGACUACUGCCAGCGAUCGAGGAAGCGGUACGAUCUGUACGACUACGAGAAGCUCAUGAACACGACCUUCGCGCUCGUGCCGGCGGGUAGGUCGCCGGGGAGCUUCCGACUUGGAGAGGUUAUGAGCGCCGGCGCGAUUCCGGUGUUCGUCGUGAGGGAUUGGAUCAAGCCGUUCCAGGAGCAGAUCGACUGGCCGUCCUUCUCGUUUGUGUUCAGCCCCGACGACGUGGGGCCCAUCAUGAUGGAAACCUUGCGAGCUGUCCAGCCGGCCCAGCUGUUGGAAAUGCAGCGCAAAUCCCUGAGGGCCUACUGGAAGAUUUUCGGCGGGGUGACCAACUACUCGGUGAUCGCGAGUAACGCCAUCGACAUGCUAGUCCAAAGGAUAGGGUACCACUAAGGGGAGGGGAGAGCUGGGUUGGCGGCAAGGCUUCGUCGAUUUGUGGCCUCCUUGACCUGAAAGGGCUGGCAAGCAAUACCUCGGGGCAGUGGCCGAAGCCGGUGUUCAUGCGACAAGUGUGCUGCGAGUUGAGCUCUCUCUCUCUCUCUCUUUCUAUCUCCGCCGAUAGUUGCUGGAAAGCCCGAAAGGCCUAAAGACUCCUCAAGGUUGAAGAGGCUGGUUGGCGCUAGUGACGGACUUCUGCACCAUACCGCCGGUGACCGGUGGCCGUGGAGUGGAGAGGAGUGCCCUUUGCGGUCGCUGCUUUUUCCCGGGAGGACGUAGCUCCCCGUGCAUCUGUUACGCUCCGCGGUAGAACGCCAGGANAUUGAUCGGGUUGGUUUUUUGUGUUGGCGACGCUACCUUUUGUUCGUUCGCCCGCGACUGUAUCAUUCAUGUCCGUUGUUUCUUACGAGCAAAUACGUAUGCAAUAUAUAUAUAUAUAUUUUUUUUUCUCCCAUCAUUGGGCUCUGUGGUCUGCUCCUCUGGCCCCUAUCCUCCACUUCUACCAGCUAGAUGACCCAACCGGGGUCAAAUAGGAGAGGGGGGUUGGACCCCCUCUUGCGGUUCCUGUCUGAGAUAUAUUUNCUGUGUGUGUAUGUGUGUUUUUUUUUAAUAAUCUGGGAUUCCGUGCUGCAGCAGAUACAACAGAACGUUCUCCAGGACACUCGGGACGGGUACCCCCCCGCCCGCCCCGGGUCGAUAUUGAUCGGGUUGGUUUUUUGUGUUGGCGACGCUACCUUUUGUUCGUUCGCCCGCGACUGUAUCAUUCAUGUCCGUUGUUUCUUACGAGCAAAUACGUAUGCAAUAUAUAUAUAUAUAUUUUUUUUUCUCCCAUCAUUGGGCUCUGUGGUCUGCUCCUCUGGCCCCUAUCCUCCACUUCUACCAGCUAGAUGACCCAACCGGGGUCAAAUAGGAGAGGGGGGUUGGACCCCCUCUUGCGGUUCCUGUCUGAGAUAUAUUUAUCGCGAAAAGGGUACAGCAAUCCCUUCCCUCGCGACGUAUGAAGUCGAUCGAGUUUACUAACAACGAGCUUCGCAGCGCGUCGCUUGCAACGGAGACCAGGAUUUAAUUAGCGAGAACAAACUCUUUCUGUCGGGACUCGAACCCAUGACCUGGCCCUUAGCAGGCUGCGAGGCUACCCAAACAUGAUACGAUGGGUUUCGUUUUUUCUGGAAGCGCGGGUUGUCGUGUUGCCGGUCGGGCAGGGCGGGGGCCAAUAAAAAGGCGAUUUGUUCAAAACGCGAUGGGCAUUUUGUUUUGUUUUUCGGUGUGUUUGCCAUGCCGAGGGAAGGAAGAGAGAUGCCGCAUUCGUUUGCUUCUUUUUCGUGAAACGAAGCGGCUCUAGCCACGCGAAUACCGAACGAAGAACGCCGUAGCGGGGAUUUGUAUUGUUGUUGCGGCCGACACCUGUGGAAAAACGGUGGUCAUAGACAUGUGUUGGUUCCGGGGCAUGCUUGGUCUUGUGAGAUGACUGCCGGGUCCUGCGCUGCCCAAGCAGGAAAAGUGCAAUGUGUGCGAGGUGGCCGGCAGCAGCAGCAGGAGCCGCAGCAGCAGCAGUGCGUGAAGCGAAGCACUUGCAAGAGGUCCGUGCUUUCUGCAGAAAGGAGACGCAUUGUGCAUGUAUUCGCGCCGGUGGUGGGGUCUGUGUGGCGGAGGGGGGCUCGGCCCAAGGAUUCUGUGCUCUACUAGUUGGGUCUUUUUCGAAUGUCGUUGUCUGGAUGAAGAGGGUGUGUUGGGGUGUUUGGCUUCGCUGGGGAGCGAGGUGGUGUACAGUACGAGAGUGGGAAAAUGCAAGAUGACGAAGUAGAGACGCCCGUGACCGUUCGGUGUCGCGUUGUCAUUUGUGAGAGGGAGAAAUACCUGUGUGUGGUCGUGUCACCCUGUGGUAUGCGUAGGCCCGGACGCAGUGCAAGCGGGUUAGGGUGCGUGCCACUUACGUACAGUCCAAUCGGAGGAGAAACACGCUUUUGCCUAAUUUUAGUUCUUCCGUUGCUUUACUUUUCCAUGGACAUGAAGAAAUGAUCGUUUUCCGGAUUUGUGGGGAUGGUUGCAACGUGCUUCGGGUCCGGAUCGUUGCUGCUGCUCUACUUGUUCCCGUCGUUCCCCUUGUUCAGAUUGAUGUCGUCUUCAAGGUAUUUGUUUCCCGAAGCGGAUGUUGAUUCUCUGUGUGAAGAGGGAGGUGUUUAUGGCUUUUGUCCUGUUGGGUCCGUGCUGUUGCCGCGAAGGUAAGAUGUUUCGAUUGUUCGUUAUUCAUUCCGUACCAUGUGUAGCCCUUGUGGUAGCGCAUUGAAAAGUUAUCCAUGUUUCCGUUCAUUUUGCCCGCUGUCAGAGACAAACGAUGUACUCCUAGGACGGGCACCGUGUUCCCUAGCUGUUGCGUACAAAGUGAAAUCAUGAUGCAGCUGCCUGUUGGCUGCAGCAGGUGUCGCUUUCUUCGUGUUGUGCACCCGUUCGACAAAACUAUAGGGGCAUGGAUGGGAAGGUUUGAGGUCUUGCGGUCAUCUAACAUUUGAGGUUUUACGGUACACUUGGUUGUAGAAUGGAAACCCUGUCCUGCGUGUCGCUAAAACAAGAAAACGCGAUUGGGGAAUGGGCAGGGAUUUCACAGGUGGAGUUUCGUUGGGUAGGAGAA